Molecule: messenger RNA, 477 nt
Organism: Labrus bergylta (ballan wrasse)
Lineage: Eukaryota; Metazoa; Chordata; Actinopteri; Labriformes; Labridae
Source: RefSeq, a predicted model, not a curated record
UUUCCGGGUGGUGGGAGACCACGAGAAGCCCCUCAUGCUGCAGUCACUGUGGAAGCCAAAGGAAGGAUUCUCCAGACGCUUUGAAAUCCAGCUGAGAGCGAGCGUAGAGGAGCAGAGCUUAAAGGACAGAGACACCGUUACAGCAGGGAUCAACGCUCAGGCCCGUAAGCUGCAGAGGGGCCGCAGCAGGGUGACGUCUCUGUUCGUGGACGGCAGUGAGAAUGACGUGGACGGACUCGGCAUCUGGAGGAGUCUGAGCGAGAUGGACCUGCCCGCCAUGGGGAAAGAGGCGGAGCGGGCGCGGCAGAGCUCCGCCCUCAGAGAGGACGGUGAGGCCGAAGCCGACAAGGAGGAGCUGAGACUCGGCCUGGAGAAGGAGGAAACGGAGAGCAGCGACGAUAACACCACCCAGUACUCCAUCCACCCGCCGUUCGACUUCCCUACUUCCUCCUGCUGCAAGGCUACAGCCACAGACAG